Molecule: messenger RNA, 1007 nt
Organism: Sorex fumeus (smoky shrew)
Lineage: Eukaryota; Metazoa; Chordata; Mammalia; Eulipotyphla; Soricidae
Gene: SMIM19
Product: small integral membrane protein 19
Exons: 5
Coding region: 225-548 (107 amino acids)
Source: RefSeq, a predicted model, not a curated record
AAGUGACGGAGCAGAGGCCGUGGGGGCCGCGGGGCCGCUUCCCGCGCGCCCGGCCCUGCGUCCGGGGAAGAGCCCCGAGCCGAGUCGCCGCCACCGAGCCCGCAGCGUUUUCACCUUUAUGGAAAGGAGUUCUAAAUGUUUCAAAGAUGACAAUAAGGAGAAAUACAUUGCCUGCUUUAGUUACCUAGACCAGUAGUUGACAAGCUGAAAACAUCAGAAUCCCCAUGCCUGGAAGUUACGGCGUGAUGGCAGACGAUGGCUCUAUGGAUUAUAGUGUGCAUGAGGCCUGGAAUGAAGCCACCAAUGUUUAUUUGGUGGUGAUCCUUGUUAGCUUUGCUCUCUUCAUGUAUGCCAAGAGAAAUAAAAGAAAAAUUAUGAGGAUAUUCAGUGUGCCAUCUUCAGCAGAAACCUUGUCAGAGCCUAAUUUUUAUGACACAAUGAGCAAAAUUCGCUUAAGACAACAACUAGAGAUGUAUUCUAUUUCAAGAAAGCAUGACUAUCAGCAACCACAAAACCAAGCUGACAGUGUACAACUCUCAUUGGAAUGAACUCUAAAGAAGCAAUAUAAGUAACUGUUGUAAAACAAUGUAGUACCAAGUUCCUAAUUCUUCCUGCUAAAUCAUGAACAAUAUAUUUUGUUAGUGUUUUGUUGUUUUGUUUAUGGGCCACACCUGGCAGUGCUCAGGGGUUACUCCUAGUGGUGCCCAGGAGACCAUAUGGGAUGCCAACUAUCAAAUUCCAGUUGGCCGCGUGCAAGGCAAGUGUCCUACCCACUGUACUAUAUCCGCAGCCUCUUUGGACUAUAUUUUUAAAAAAGACUUGAGCAUAGAGUCCAUCCAUACUUAAGAUACAACACAACCAGAGAUUUUUAUCUAAUGAAAUCCUUGAUUUCUUCAGGAUACAAUCAACCAGGAAUCUUAAACUAUAUCUUUAGAAGUGAAAAUGCAUAGCCAGUGAUAUGAAUAUUUUUACUAAAUUUGAAAAUAAAAUCUAGUCAUUGAAAUGCA